AGCAUUAGGUGAAUUUUUAAAUUGCUCAGUGGCAUUUAGUGAAAUUUCCGUUUUUAAAAUUACCAAAUCAGGAAUGCUUUCCAAAAUCACCUAUACAAAUUACAACCCUCACGCGUUUUGCUUGUGAUUUUAGUUCAUUGUAUUAGUAACCCAUCAUUUACUCAUCAGAUAUUUCCUUAUUUACGAUGCACACAUUAAAUCACUAAUUCUUCAUCUUAUCAAAUAUUGACUUUGACACAUUCAAAUUUACAGUCAAUAUUUUCAAAUAAGAAGAUUACAUGUGGACGGAAGUAACAAGUAGUCAUAACUACUAUUUUUUUUUUUUUUUUUUUUUGAAACAAGUACUCAUAACUUAUUAGACUAUAAUAAAAGAUAAAACCCAAAAAACUUAACAUCCCAACAUAAAGUCCCUUUUCACACAAAAAAUGGGGACACUAAAAAGAGGGUUCCCAUUGAUGAUCCAACAAGUAAAUGCACUUGUAAAGAAGAACUUAUGGUUAGCAAUGAGGAGCAAGCGCUCCUCAUUCUUACAACUUGUUGCACCAUUCAUCUUCCUUUUGUUUCUUUUCGCCGUCGACAAGGUUAGCCGUUAUUCACCUUCUGAGCCGGAGGUUAGGGACCCGAAGGCGGUUGUCUCGCCGUCUAUUCCGCCGUGUGAAACCAAGUUCCACAUUCGACGGCCGUGUUAUGACUUCGUGUGGAGUGGCGAUUCUAGUGACAAGGCACAAGAUAUUGUGUCUCGUAUCAUGGCUAGUAAUCCUGGACGUCCUAUUCCCUCCCACAAGGUUAUAUCAUUUAGAACACCAGCUGAUGUUGAUGCCUGGCUUUUUCGCGAUCCCUCACGCUGUCCUGCAGCCCUGCAUUUAGUUGAGAAAAGUGCUACUGUUAUGGGCUAUGGAAUCCAAACUAACUAUACAACAACAGAAAAAAGUGGCAACAUUGAAACUCCUGUAAUGAAGUUUCAAAUACCACUUCAAAUUGCUGUUGAACGUGAACUCGCUAGAUCAGUUUUAGCAGAUCAAAGUUUUAGCUGGACUGUCGGAUUGAAGGAAUUUCCACAUCCUGCAGAAACUCUUGAAGAUAGAUCCUUUACUGCCUAUGGACUAAUUGCUCCGUUGUUCUUCUUCACGGUUUCCAUGUUUCCUUUCGUGUUUCAAAUGAGCUCUAUUGUCCUGGAGAAGGAACUGAAACUGCGUCAGGCCAUGAAUAUAAUGGGACUCUACGAUUCUGCUUAUUGGCUCUCGUGGCUUGUUUGGGAGACCUUUGUCAUACUAAUUUCAUCGCUCUGUAUUAUACUCUCUGGAAUGAUAUUACAGUUUCAAUUCUUCUUGCAUAAUAGUUUUGCAGUACUGUUUUUUCUGUUCUUCCUUUUUCAGUUGAAUAUGACCGGUUUUGCCUUCCUGCUAUCUGCUUUUCUUGGCAAGACUUCUUCUGCAUAUAGAGCCGGGUUCUGGAUUUUUCUGAUUGGAAUCAUUUCACAGUUUGCAGCUCUUGCAGCUGAGCCCUCUAAGAAAUCUCGCAAAUUAUAUUUUCUGCCACCAGCUCUGCUAUCCCAUGCCCUCGAAAUGCUCAACGAUGCAGUUGAAUCACAUAAUAUCCCUGUGAUCAGCUGGAGUAAACGAGUGAAGUGCCCCGCUGGUCAAUCUGAUUGUUACUUUACAAUGAAUGAUAUCUACAUACGGCUCCUAUAUACUUUUGUGUUCUGGUUUAUUUUGGCGUUGUACUUGGAUAAUGUAAUGCCUAGUCCCAAUGGUACGAGGAAAUCAUUAUUAUACUUUCUGAACCUGAGGUACUGGAUAGGGAAAGGGGAAAAUAAGCCUCAAGGUGGUUUAUGUGGCUGCAGCAAUUCUGAUUCUGCAUAUGUCGAUAUUACUCCAGAUGACACGGAUGUGCUUGAGGAGGAAAUUGUUGUGAAGCAGCAAAUGAAAUCAAAUGAAAUUGAUUCUAACAUUGCUGUUCAGAUUCGUGGUCUAGUGAAGAUAUAUCCUGGAAAGUUUAGCAUUGGUUGCUGCUGUAAGUGUCAAAAGACUGAUCCUUUCCAUGCCAUCAAGGGUUUAUAUGUAAAUUUGCCUACAGAUCAACUCUUUUGUCUCUUGGGACCAAAUGGAGCAGGAAAGACUACUACAAUCAAUUGUUUGACUGGCAUAACCUCAGUGACUGCAGGAGAUGCUUUGAUAUAUGGAAAUUCCAUCAGAAAUUCAGCUGGAAUGUCAAAUAUUCGAAAAAUUAUAGGUCUAUGUCCUCAGUUUGACGUUCUUUGGAAUGAACUGACUGGUGAAGAGCAUCUGCAGCUGUUUGCUAGAAUAAAAGGCCUACCGCCUGCAUCAACUAAAGAGGCUGUAAAGAAAUCUCUGGAGGAAGUGAGACUAACAAAUUCAGCCAAAGUGAGAGCUGGAAGUUACAGUGGAGGAAUGAGGCGACGCCUUAGUGUUGCAUCUGCUCUCCUUGGCGACCCAAAAUUAGUGAUUUUGGAUGAACCGGUAAAAUAUAGUAGUAAUGUUAGUCAGCUAAUUUCAUUGUCAGACUUCCAAGAAAGUUUUGAAGCAUUUACAACUGAUAUUUUGUUCGAAUUGCAGACUACAGGUAUGGAUCCAAUAAGCAGGAGGCAUGUAUGGGACAUAAUAGAAAAUGCAAAGAGGGGAAAGGUUGUCAUUCUAACAACACAUUCAAUGGAAGAAGCUGAUAUAUUAGGGGAUCGCAUAGGUAUCAUGGCCAAGGGGAGACUCCGCUGUAUUGGAACUUCAAUUAGAUUAAAGUCGCGAUUUGGCACUGGUUUUGUUGCUAACUUGAGCUUUGUAAAUGGAAACUCAGCAACAAAUUCAGCUCACAAGGAGACAGUGAAGAGUUUCUUUAGACAUCAUUUGGCAGUCAUUCCGAAGGAGGAGAGCAAUGCAUUUCUUACAUUUGUAAUCCCCCGUGAGAAAGAGCCCCUUUUGGUGGGAACCCUUGGAGAGCUCCAAGAUAGACAGCAAGAAUUUGGUGUAUCAGACAUUCAACUUGGUUUGACGACUUUGGAAGAAGUUUUUCUGAAUAUUGCAAGGCAGGCAGAGUUGGAAACUGCUGCAGCUGAGGGACGAAUGGAGACUCUUACUCUAUCAUCUGGGGCACUUGUUCAGAUACCUGUGGGAGCUAAGUACGUGGCGGUUCCUGGAUCAGAGACUGCAGACAAUCCUCAAGGCAUUAUGGUCGAAGUACAUUGGGAACAGAAUGAUUCAGGCGCACUCUGCAUUUCAGGACAUUCAGCUGAGAGGCCAGUUCCUUCAAAUGUACAGCCGACCCUCCCUGUGGUUCACCCAAGGUCCUUGGGGCAGCCAAAGGGAGUUGUGGGAAGGGUGAUUGAUCCUAGUCAACUGUCAGAAAAUUGCUUUGAUUCAUAGGCAAAUUAUGAUCCUUAGUAACCGUGUAAAUUGACAGAUUUUCUGUAAGACUAUAGUCAAUUAAUCAUCACAAGGACUUGUCAUUCUUAGA
Chenopodium quinoa (quinoa) is the source of this 3468-nucleotide messenger RNA. RefSeq names its product ABC transporter A family member 2-like. The coding region runs from base 426 to 3377 and encodes 983 amino acids. Gene Ontology annotation, biological process: lipid transport; transmembrane transport. The transcript has 15 exons. Gene Ontology annotation, cellular component: intracellular membrane-bounded organelle; membrane. Lineage: Eukaryota; Viridiplantae; Streptophyta; Magnoliopsida; Caryophyllales; Amaranthaceae. The record is from RefSeq and is a predicted model, not a curated record. Gene Ontology annotation, molecular function: ATP hydrolysis activity; lipid carrier activity; ATP binding.